This is a messenger RNA of Fusarium keratoplasticum, 1044 nucleotides long. Its product is annotated as Alginate-lyase domain-containing protein. Gene Ontology annotation, cellular component: periplasmic space. Bases 1 to 1044 code for a protein of 347 amino acids. The transcript has a single exon. The record is from RefSeq and is a predicted model, not a curated record. Lineage: Eukaryota; Fungi; Ascomycota; Sordariomycetes; Hypocreales; Nectriaceae. Gene Ontology annotation, molecular function: lyase activity.
AUGGUUGAGAAAGGCGAAGAACCCUGGAUCAGCGGCUUCAAGGCUCUCCAAGCAGAUUCGUACUCAUCCACCGACUACGUGAUGCAAGGCCCUAAAGCCGUCAUUUCGCGAGGAAGCCCGAGUAAUUAUAGCACCUUCACGGCCGACACCCGAGCUGCGUACCAGCACGCCAUUCUUUGGUACAUCACCCGCGAGGAUGGCCACUGGAAGAAGUCUACUGAGAUCCUAGAUGCCUGGGGAACAAAUCUGACCAACAUCAUUGGCUUCGACACAAGCCUCCUGGUCGGGCUUGAAGGUGACGUCUUUGUAAAUGCCGCUGAGAUUAUGCGCUGGGAGGGCAACUGGACAGAAGCUGGAGCUGCCUGGCAGGGUGGCACAGGAUUUUCCAAUCAGUUAUAUUGGCUUUUUGCUCGUCAGUCCAUCAUCAUUGGGCACGCCAACUACGGCAUGGCCUCGAUCAAAGCCCUUCUUAGCUUCUCCAUCUACCUCGAAGACGUCAACAUGUUCAACUAUGCUCUGAAUGCAUUCCUGAACGACCUUUGUGCCGGGCUUCCCGGAAACUUUGACAGAAGGACGGGUCAGUCCUCAGAAGCAGGUCGGGAUCAAUCUCACGCGCAGUCGGGCCUGGGAUGGGCCGCUCUAGCAGCAGAGACCCUCGAAACCCAGGGGAUCAACGUAUGGGAUGAGAUGGGGGGUGUUUUCCUCAAGGCAUCGGAGCAUCUCGCCAAGUACAACCUCAAUGAGACUGUCGAGUAUGACCCCAAAUUCUCCAGGUGCCUAGCUGUUUUGGUGGAUGGACCAUGGGAUACCAUUUCGGAGCACAACAGAGGCAUCACGGGUCGUUCGCCCGGCGUCUGGGACUUGAUCUAUUACAAGUUUGUCGUCGAAAAAGGCAAGAAGGGCCCCUGGACGGUCAAGGCAAAGGAGCAAUAUGACUCGCAGGGUGGUCAAAAUUCCGGUGGAUAUACCGUUAUGGGAUGGGGGGAUUUGAUCUGGGCGAAGAAGAGGGGAAAGAGAAGGAGUAUUUGGGGACGUGGAUUUUAG